UUUUAUUAACUAUAACCGCGUUACAAUGAUUAAGUGUCAAUUUUGUAAACACGUCAGCUAACAUCGGCGAUGAUAAAUCUAAUAUUAUUUAUUAAAUAAACUCAAAAUGCUUUUGUUUUCUACCGAUAUGAUUAUUUUUAUGAUCAGUUUCAUAGUUAUUUUUGUCAUUUUAUUUAUAUUUAGAAAGCUUACUCGCAACAAUAUGCCGGCUAUUAUUCGUUACGAUGAAGAGAAAUAUUACAUGGAUUUUUCUUCUGCUGUUCCAACAAAAAAACCAUUUCCUGGUCUCUUCGAUGAAUAUUCCUUAUAUUUAUCAGUAAUCGUUCCUGCUUACAAUGAGCAAGAUCGACUUCCCCCGAUGUUAGAUGAAUGUAUGGAAUUUCUGGAAAAUCGCUCUCGUAGAGACCGGCAAUUCUCAUAUGAAGUUAUCAUUGUUGAUGAUGGGAGUUUGGAUAAAACCUCCGAAAUUGGUCUGGAAUAUAGUAAAAAGUAUGGAUCUGAUAAGUGUAGAGUUUUAACCUUAGUUAAAAAUCGUGGUAAAGGUGGUGCUGUUAGACUUGGUAUGCUGUAUGCUCGAGGGAGAUAUUUGCUGUUCGCUGAUGCCGAUGGUGCAACAAAGUUCGAAGAUUUUGAAAAAUUGGAGAGCGAAAUGAGGCAAUCUACUGUAGAAAACAUUUAUUCUAUUGUUGUAGGCUCAAGAGCUCAUCUUGAGAAAGAAGCUAUAGCAUCACGGUCAUUUUUCCGAACAAUUUUAAUGUAUGGUUUCCAUUUCUUGGUAUGGUUAUUUGCAGUUCGCUCUGUUAGGGAUACUCAAUGUGGAUUUAAAAUGUUUACUCGCGAAGCUGGAAUCAUUUUGUUUGCAAUACUUCACGUAGAACGUUGGGCUUUUGAUGUAGAGUUGCUCUACAUAGCUGAAAAAAAAACUAUGGCCAUAAAAGAAGUUGCUGUAAAUUGGACAGAAAUUGAUGGUUCAAAAUUAGUUCCUUUUUGGAGUUGGUUACAAAUGGGUAUUGAUUUGCUGAUGAUUUGGAUUAAAUAUCAAACUGGUAUUUGGAAACUACAAGACACUAAAAAAUUUUCCUGAGUUUAAUUAUUGUGCAACAAUAUGAAAGGUUUAGAAGAUUUAUUUUUAUAUUUGAUUUUGUGUAUCAAAGUUUUCAUUAUCAGCACUGGUAAUGAUUUUUUAUUAUCAAAAGCUCCCUUUCAAAUUUUUUUAAAGGAUUUGUGCGUAAUGGGGGGAGAUUUCUGCAUCGUGAUCUGAGGUAAAAUAAUCGUCAGGUCUUGGAAACUUCCAGGCAGUGUCCCUCGGGAAACUAAAAAAGUCAUCAUGGAAUGGGACCAACUUGAAAGGUAUAAAUCGUAGCAAACAUCUACAUGUUUUUUGGAUACAAGUUUAAAAUCUAUUUGGCACGUUGGCGAUUGUAGUUGGCGAAGCAGAUCACGAUACAGAAAUAUCCCCUUUAAUGGUUUUGUUUUGGAAUUAUUUAUGUUGUUAAUCUUUUUUUUUUUCGUCACUAAAAAUUUUGCAUUUUGGGUAGUGCAUAACAUCCUUUUAUUCUGUAUUUGAUUAAGAGAGCAAAUUUGUCUGUACAUCAUUUUUACUGUUUCUUUUGUUCAUAUAUAGAAGAAAAUGUCAAUUUUAUCUGCCAUAUUAAUUUUUUUCUUCUUCGAAAAACUGCUAUAGAAUUGUAUCAAAUAUUUUUAUAUGGUCUCAUAGUUAAUGUAUUGCAGUUUGGCAUUUAGUUUACGAUGACAAUUAAAUUCUGUAUUACAAUAGGAAAUUAUUUAAAAGAAUUCUCUACAAUAGUGAACUUCUUUAAUUAGUGGAAAUAAUAUAAACCAGAUCCAGAUUUUAAACGAUUUCUUUCUUAUCAGAUCACAAGUAGAAAAAUUCUGUAAGGUUUUGUGGCAUGGAAUUAUCAAUGAUUGUUAAUUUUGAAUAUUGUAUGUAUGCUACUUACCGAGAUCUUAUUUGUCAUCAUUGAAGAAAGUAAUUUAUAAAAACUUCAUAUGCAUAAUUGUUUUAUUUGGUUGUGAUAGAUAUUUACAUUUUUUGUGUAUAAUAAGUACAUUGUAUCAAUACAUGAGCUUAUUAAAAUUCAGUUAUUACUUAAUGUCUACUUAAAAGUUGAAUGUAAAAGUCUUUUUAGAAUAAUUUUGUAUUUUUGCAGUUUCGUUACUUAAAAAUUAAAGUGUGCUCUUAGUUGACUAA
This is a messenger RNA of Parasteatoda tepidariorum (common house spider), 2212 nucleotides long. It is a transcript of the gene wol, whose product is annotated as Dolichyl-phosphate beta-glucosyltransferase wollknaeuel. Gene Ontology annotation, cellular component: endoplasmic reticulum membrane. Lineage: Eukaryota; Metazoa; Arthropoda; Arachnida; Araneae; Theridiidae. The record is from RefSeq and is a predicted model, not a curated record. Gene Ontology annotation, biological process: protein N-linked glycosylation.